GCAGGUGGACUUGGGUAUGAAAUAAGGACCGUGGAUUAGAAUAAUAGGAGGGCAAGAAAUGGAACGGAACGGGAAAUGAUGAGAUGGUUCUAGAAUAAGUGUAGGCCACGCGCGAUUACCAUAUAACCCAACCCAACCCAACCCUCAUCCUUCAAAAGAAGACGUUACCCUCAUUCAUCCAUUAACUAUCACGUACUACUCUCUCUCUCUCUUUCUCCGCUUUCAUUCACACCCUCAUCCAUUCACACACACUUUGGUAGUUAGUUCAGUUCUGUUCUGUUCUGUUAUCUAACCCCCAUCCAUGGCUUCCUCCUCCAUUUCUCAAAUCCACGGUCUCGGUGGUGGUUUCUCUACACUCAAAAAACCCACUUCCACUUCCUCUAAUUCAAGAACCCUAUUCUUAGGCCAACGUCUCAAUUCAACUCAAGCUACCUUCUUCCCCCGCGCACAAUUUCCUAGGAAGAAGAAGGGUUUCACUUUAAGAGUUGUCAAUGAGAAAGUCGUUGGUAUCGAUUUAGGAACCACCAAUUCCGCCGUCGCUGCCAUGGAAGGUGGAAAACCUACCAUCAUUACUAACGCUGAAGGUCAGAGAACCACUCCCUCCGUUGUUGCUUACACCAAAAACGCAGACAGGUUGGUAGGUCAAAUUGCCAAGCGUCAGGCUGUCGUUAAUCCCGAGAACACCUUCUUCUCCGUCAAGAGAUUCAUUGGAAGGAAGAUGUCUGAGGUUGAUGAAGAGUCAAAGCAGGUCUCUUACAGAGUCAUUCGUGACGAUAACGGCAACGUCAAACUUGAUUGCCCUGCUAUUGGUAAAUCUUUUGCAGCUGAAGAAAUUUCUGCUCAGGUUUUGAGAAAGCUUGUUGAUGAUGCUUCAAAGUUUUUGAAUGAUAAAGUAACUAAGGCUGUAGUAACUGUGCCUGCAUAUUUCAAUGAUUCACAAAGAACUGCUACAAAGGAUGCUGGUAGGAUUGCUGGUCUUGAAGUUCUGAGAAUUAUCAACGAACCAACUGCUGCAUCCUUGGCUUAUGGUUUUGAAAGGAAAAACAAUGAAACCAUCUUGGUGUUUGACCUUGGAGGUGGUACUUUUGAUGUCUCAGUGCUUGAGGUUGGUGACGGAGUUUUUGAAGUUCUGUCUACUUCUGGUGAUACACACUUGGGUGGUGAUGAUUUUGAUAAGAGGGUUGUUGAUUGGUUGGCUGGAGACUUCAAGAGAGAUGAAGGUAUUGACCUUUUGAAAGACAAACAAGCUCUUCAGCGACUUACCGAGACAGCCGAGAAAGCAAAAAUGGAGCUUUCAUCAUUGACUCAAACAAACAUCAGUUUGCCGUUCAUAACUGCCACAGCAGAUGGCCCCAAACACAUUGAGACAACUCUUACAAGGGCUAAAUUUGAAGAAUUGUGUUCAGAUCUUCUUGACAGACUCAAGACACCAGUGGAAAAUUCAUUGAGGGAUGCAAAGCUCUCAAUUAAGGAUAUUGACGAGGUGAUUCUUGUUGGUGGAUCAACACGUAUUCCUGCUGUUCAGGAGCUUGUAAAGAAGAUGAUUGGGAAGGACCCAAAUGUCACUGUUAAUCCAGAUGAAGUGGUUGCUCUUGGAGCUGCAGUUCAGGCUGGUGUCUUGGCUGGAGAUGUCAGUGACAUUGUGCUGUUGGAUGUUACUCCAUUGUCCUUGGGUUUGGAAACUCUUGGUGGUGUGAUGACAAAAAUUAUUCCUCGAAACACUACCCUUCCCACCUCAAAAUCAGAGGUUUUCUCCACCGCUGCUGAUGGGCAGACCAGUGUAGAAAUCAAUGUCCUUCAGGGUGAGAGAGAAUUUGUUAGGGACAAUAAAUCUCUUGGUAGCUUCCGCUUGGAUGGUAUCCCUCCUGCUCCUCGUGGGGUUCCUCAAAUUGAGGUGAAAUUCGACAUUGAUGCAAAUGGCAUUCUGUCGGUUGCUGCCAUAGACAAGGGCACCGGGAAGAAACAGGAUAUUACCAUUACUGGGGCUAGCACCUUGCCUGGUGAUGAGGUUGAGAGGAUGGUCAAGGAGGCAGAGAGAUUUUCAAAGGAGGACAAGGAAAAGAGGGAUGCCAUAGACACCAAGAACCAAGCUGACUCUGUUGUCUACCAGACUGAGAAGCAAUUGAAAGAGCUAGGAGAGAAGGUUCCUGGCCCUGUGAAAGAAAAGGUGGAAGCUAAACUGGGAGAGCUUAAGGAUGCUAUUUCAGGUGGUUCAACCCAAACUAUCAAAGAUGCCAUGGCUGCCCUCAAUCAGGAAGUUAUGCAGCUUGGCCAGUCUCUAUAUAACCAACCUGGAGCUGCAGGCCCAGCAGGACCUACACCACCUGGUGGCGAGUCUGGUCCAUCAGAAUCAUCAGGCAAGGGACCUGAUGGGGACGUGAUUGAUGCCGAUUUUACCGACUCUAAAUGAGUUAUAGAGAUUAUUCAAUAGGAUUAUUUUUAUUUAUGCUUCUUUUGUGCUAAAUUCGUAGCGAUUUUUUUCAAUGGAGAGGGAGUGUUUGUCUCUUAUUAUAAUUAGACUCACUUUAUUAUAGGUGCUCAUUGUCACACGUUUCUGUACCUUUGGAAAGUUUUGUCUGAAAUACAGGGUAUUGUGUGGAUGAAAUGAAAUUUACAGGCUGAAAAUGUCCUAAUUUGAUGAGAAAAUGAAGAUGAUUUUACUGUUA
This is a messenger RNA of Trifolium pratense (red clover), 2666 nucleotides long. RefSeq names its product stromal 70 kDa heat shock-related protein, chloroplastic-like. Bases 302 to 2410 code for a protein of 702 amino acids. NCBI's taxonomy places the organism in Eukaryota, Viridiplantae, Streptophyta, Magnoliopsida, Fabales, Fabaceae. Gene Ontology annotation, biological process: protein refolding; cellular response to unfolded protein. The record is from RefSeq and is a predicted model, not a curated record. The transcript has 8 exons. Gene Ontology annotation, cellular component: chloroplast; cytoplasm. Gene Ontology annotation, molecular function: ATP-dependent protein folding chaperone; ATP binding; misfolded protein binding.